Symbiodinium sp. CCMP2592 is the source of this 4509-nucleotide messenger RNA. Lineage: Eukaryota; Dinophyceae; Suessiales; Symbiodiniaceae. The record is from the annotation of a GenBank genome assembly.
AUGGCAGGAUCCGCCGUCAUGCUCGAUGAUCCGGCCGCUUUCACGGGCCUUCUCACUAGAUGGGCGGUCCCGGAUGCAGUCAAGGAUAAGCUUCAUGAUGCCGGCUACAACACCAUGGCCCUCCUGGCCCAUGCUCUCCCGUCUUUGGAUGACCUCGAGGCCUUUGUUGAGUCUUGGCUGGGCAGAGCAGUGGGUGCGGACCCGACGGUCCCCAUUUUCUCUCCGGAGGCGGCUGCCCUUCGUCGUGUGCUUAAAGAGUGCAUCAACCUGGCAGGGCCGGCCGGUGCUUCGUCCCCGGCUGCACCGACCCCGGUCAUGCCAAGUCUGCCUUUCCUGAAUGCGGUCAAGGAUGCGGUCGAUUCCAAGCAGCUCUCCUGGAUUUCAUGGCGACUUCGGACGAGUGAGUCAGAUGAACAGGCUCUCACCGAGCGACGCAAGCCGCGCACGGACUUGCAGAUGCUACAGUCACUGCUCGGUCCGGUCUCGGAUGAACUUGUGGUGGAUGUUCCGCAGCACCUCCCCCUUGAGUCUGUUAUUCGUCGAUACCUUGACCGCGUGUCUUAUGCCCUAGCGGUUCUUGAUGCCUGCCACUUACUGACUCUGAAGAAACUCUCGGAGAAAUUUGUGAGCCUGGCGACGGCGAUCCCGAUUGACCGUUCCCUGCGAGGACCCACGCUGGCAGAGGCUAUGGAUGCCGACCGUGUGCUUUGGAGUGCCAUCUGCUCCUUGCAGAAGGAAUACGGCUGGUCUUUGCAGGAUUGUGUCUCUGAAUUGACACAUGUCCGUUCGGACCUUCACAACGCUUUGGCUCCGCGGCCGAAGAUGCACCAGGGUGGAGGUGAGCCUCGUGGCAAACGCCAGCGCACUGAACCGCCGCCCGCUCCGCAUCCAAAUCCUCGAGCCAAAGCCAAGAGCAAGGCCAAGCCACGCAAGAGUGCGGAUGCGGGUUCCUCCAAAGAUCGCGUCUCCAUCAGCAACUGGCCGAGCAAUUGGGCUCGCCAAAUCGGCUCGCUGACCUUUUGCUGCAAGAAGCACCUGACCUUGAUGAUCGGGUUUUUCCACUCAUCUUUUGUCUUGAUCGACGGCAUUGCCUCCGAGGCGCACUGUGACACAGCCAACUCGGACCUGCCCAAUGUGGUCAUUCCCAUUUCAUGUUUCUCCGGGGGUGAGUUGCGGGUUGCGCACCCAUCCGGGGCCGAUGUGAUGGUACAUGAUGGCGUCAAGCGCCCGGCUGUCUCCCUACCAGUGUGUCGCGGCCCGGUGAUCUUCACUGCCUCGUCUUGCCUUCAUGAAGUCCUGCCCUUUGAAGGCCGCCGUCUGGUUCUAGUGGGUUACACACUUCGAGCUUGCGAGUCGCUGGCUGCCGAUCAGCGGGACUUGCUCCCACGGCCCAAUUCCGUCAGUGCGGUCGGUUCCGGCCACCAACUCCGGCCAGGGAUUUGCCCUGACUUGCCCCAAUUGCCUGAUUCCGACUUUGUCUGCGACUGCAAUUCGGGGCGUUUCUUUCUGGAUAUUUGUUCCGGGGCCGGGGCUCCUGUCAGUGCGGCUAUGCAAGCCUUGGGCAAGGACUGCUUUCAACCAGUUGACAUCAUUCAUUGCCAGGAUUUCGACCUUCUGGAUGAUGACUUUUUUGCUCAACUCCUGGCGCUCUGCUCCAGCGGCGUGGUGGGAGCGGCCAUAGCGUCUCCGCCCUGCGGGGAAUUCAGCCUUCUCAAACUUCGACCGGGCGGACCGCCCCCGUGCCGCACACCGGAGGAGCCGCUCGGUUGUCUUUCCAACGAUUGGCAUCAAUCUAUGGUGGCUCAGAACAGCGCUUUACUUCAUGAUCGAUGUCGGGAGCUUCUCUCCAGUGUCGCGGCUCUCGGAGGCUGCAUUGUUUUUGAACAGCCGCCAUCUUCCAUGACUUUUUUGACAGAGACCAUGCAACAGUGGACAUCCAGCACACUUUCAUUCGGUGCCCAAGUUGCAGCUUGUCAUCAGGGCAUGGAUGUGUCCAAGCGCUGGCUCUUCUUAUCCAACAGGCCGGACAUACUCGACCUCGCGUCCGAGUGCCAACAUGGAUCCCGGGCGCACAAGGCUGUGUGGGGGAUUCGAGCAGAUGAUGGAAGUUUCCUUAGCCGAAUGACGGCUGCGUACCCGAAAUCGCUGGCGGCCGCUUUGGCUGCCCUUCUGGGAAAGUACACUUCGUCUCAGGGCCGGCUGCUUCCCUGUGCUGAGUGGCGCUCUGUUCUGCCCCUGGACCCAGUUUGGCCUCAGCUGGGUCGCCGCGUUGAGGAUGGGGCAGGUGUCAACAGUACAGCGUGCUGGAUUACUCCACAAGCUGAUGACCACCUUGCAGGUCUCCGUAAGAAGUGGACGCAGCAUCUGGUCGACAGUCGUCUCUGUCUCCGCAUCUGUUCCACGUUGCGGGCUGGUACCGAUUGUCCACCAAUCAGCGCAGAGGAGCUUCAGCCUUUUCUCGAUGACCUGUGUUGCUUUUGUGAGGUUCCUGCAACAGAGUUCGAGAAUUUUCUGUCGAUUCAACCGGGACAGCCUUUCCGCAUGAACGUCCUGGAGAAGCUGCUGGCUGUGUGCGAAUGCACUGCGGAUCCGAUUGUGUCGGACCUCGUGAUUUGCGAAGGUUCUUGGAAAAGUGCCUCCGAUCACCCGGAGCAGGUCCGGGAGCUCCUGGCUCAGGAAAUCGCUGAAGGCUGGAUCGUGGAGAGACCUUCGGUUCAAUACCUGCAUGAUCACUUCCCGGCGGUGGCUAUCGGCAAACUUGGACUGGUUCUGGCCGAAGGUAGGUCGCCUCGACUCACGGUCGACAGCUCGAUUAGUGGUGUCACGGCUGCUUGUCAGAUUCCAAAUCACAUGCUGCUGCCACGCAUAUCCGACGUUGAGGAUUGCGCUCCCUCCUGCCUAGGCCGCCAACCUUGGAUCACGAUUUCUUUGGAUGUGCGCAAGGCUCACCGCAUGGUCAUGGUGGAACACUGUGACCAGGCUCUGCUGGCUUUCACCUUCGAGGGGCGCGUCUUCACGUCCAGCACCCUUAAUUUCGGGGCCAGAGCUUCUGCUUUUUGGUGGGCCAGAGUUGGUGGAGCCCUGCUUCGUCUGUCGCACGCAGCGAUCUGGCUUUCACAUCUGCUUUGGGGCUACGUGGACGAUUUUUUGGGAGGUUUCCGCGGCGAUGUGGCUCCGAUCUCUGCCUCCAUUUGGAUUCUCUUGCUCCUAGCACUGGGAGUACCACUUUCUUGGCCAAAGUGUGUCUGGUCGUCGGAGUGCAUUUGGAUUGGAUGGUCCAUCAACCUUGAAAGCUGGGUUUGCGAGCUUCCGUCUGCGAAAAUUUCCAAAAUUCUUGAUCAAAUCGCUGAGCUACUUUCUGCUGGGGACAAGGUCAAGUUCAAAACUUUGGAAUCACUCAUCGGACGCCUUUUGUGGGUUACCGGCUUGUGGACGGUGCUUCGGCCUUUGCUGUCCCCAUUAUAUGCAGCUCUGCAGCGCCUACCAGCUUCCUCGGUUGGUGUCAGCCCUGAGCUGUGGGCUGCGAUCAAGCGCGACAUCGCUGAGGAUUGCGUGCUGACCCGCUCUGUUGGGCAUCCGUCCUUCCAUAAAGGCGCUUGCGUUACCCGUGCGGCCAAUACAUUUGUGUCUUGCAAGCAGGACCUUGAUCAGGUGCCAUUCAGGAAGCGCCGAUUGUGGGUCGAGGUAAAGGAUCCUGGGCAUCCGCUGCGAGUCCUCGGGGAUGUCGGCAGGUCAAGCUUAAUUGCGUGGCGUGCCAUUUUCCAGGGCACCCCCUUCAUGAAGGCGCUUCGUAGCCCACUCCCGCUGAAGGUCAUCGCGGAGGCGGAUGCCUUUGCCGAUGCGGAGGCGCAUAUUUCGGCGUUGGAACUCCUGGCUCAAUUACUGCUGCUUUGGUGCGUCUUCGCCACUCUGCCUUCCAAUCGUGGACUCUGUCGGGCUUGCCUUCGAUCGGACAACUCCGGUGCAGAGGCCUGUGCCUCCAAGGGCCUUUCCUCGGUGCUGUCCAUGAGCGAGAUUGUCAAGAAGUUCCUUGCUUUUCAGGCGUGGUCUGGUGUCCAAGCGGAGGUCGAGCAUGUACCUGGGUAUCGCAAUGAACUUGCAGAUGCGCUCAGCAGGCUUACGCCUACUGACAUUGCACCAUUGCCCCUGGGUGACCGUGUGCAUCCGCCUUUGCAAUGGCUUCUUGAGCAGCGGCUCUUGCUGGUGCUGAUGCUACGUGCUGAAGUUGCGAGCCUGCGCAAUUCCAGCUUGGCUGCACUCUGGGAUGCGAUCUAUGCCUUGCAGGUCCAGCUCAACGAGGUUCGCCCGCGUGGCGAGGAUGACCAUUUUUCAUUCGUGUUCACGGCGGUCGAAGAGAACACCGCAGCUCGCCUGCUGCGCUCGCCUUUGGCGAAUGUUCGCUGCCUGCGCUAUCAUGAACAACGUCUGGACGCUCUUGUCAAUCUCAAUGCUGACAUCGAACGUCGACUUCGCUCGCUGGACUUGGCAUUGUCUCGAGCCUCAGGCUAG